Molecule: messenger RNA, 1665 nt
Organism: Medioppia subpectinata
Lineage: Eukaryota; Metazoa; Arthropoda; Arachnida; Sarcoptiformes; Oppiidae
Source: the annotation of a GenBank genome assembly
AUGAUAGUGUCAUCAACGUUGGGAUCUGGAAUAUUAUUUAUGCCUGCCUCAUUCAAUCAAUUGGGAUAUCUUACUGCAUGGAUUGUUGUCGCUAUGAUCGGACUCCUGAACUGGUAUUCCAUAUACUCUCUCAGCUAUGCAGCCGAAUCAGCGAAAGGAGACAAGGAACAGACUUACUCCUCUGUUGCAGAAAUGUUUUCGAAGAAACUUAAACUGGUGGUGGACCUAACAUUUUCGAUAUCUAACUUAGGAACCUGCUUUAUUUUUCUACGUCGAGCUGCUAAGUACUCCUCUAUUCUCAUUUGCCAGAUUCUCCCGAAAAGUGUGGACAGUGAAAUCUGCCGAAAGGUUGUUCUAGCACUUCUAUCCAUAUUCUCCUUUAGAAUGCUUCUAUUGGAAUCUUUGAGCUCACUCUCCCCACUUUCAUACUUGUCAAUGUUUUCGGCUCUAUAUUAUCUUGGUCUAAUGAUUUCUCUUGGAUUCUUUGGUUAUAAAGCUGCUGGUAAGGAGCUCUACGACAAAAUGAUUCUAGAUUUGAUUAUCGAGUCUCCCUCUGAAAAUCCAUUUUUACACUUCUCUCAAAACAAAGAAUCAGAAACGGUUAUACUGAAGAGGCAUAUAGAUCUUAUUGUAAACAAAGAUAGUAUGAAGCGAUUCCUCGAUCGUUCUGUGAUUAUCAGUCACAUUAGAAAUUACUUUAAUGAAAUGGACUUUAUUGAGGUGGAGACCCCAAUGAUGAGUGUCAGUGCAGGUGGUGCAGCAGCUAGACCAUUUGUUACCCAUCACAACGAAUUGAAGCUGGAUCUGUUCAUGAGGGUUGCUCCAGAACUAUUUUUGAAAAAGUUGGUUAUAGGGGGCAUGAAUAGAGUGUUCGAAAUAGGUAGAAACUUCCGAAACGAAGGAAUAGACUUGACCCACAACCCAGAAUUUACAUCAAUUGAAUUCUACAUGGCUUAUGUGGAUUACAGGGAUAUGAUGGAUAUUGUUGAGGAUCUCCUAAGCAAAUUGGUAGUUAAAGCAAAGGGAUCGAAGAAGUUUACCUACGAGCCAUUGAAGAGAGGUGGAGAAGAAGUCAAGGUGGAUUUGGAUUUCUCAACCCCUUUCCAGAGACUUGAUAUUUUGGAGGAGAUUAAUUCUAUUCUGAGGUUGCAAUUGACGGGAGAGAAUAUUUCAAAACCAGAAAAUUUGGAACUUUUGAUAGAAGCUGCAGAAAAGAAUAAUUUGGAAAUCUCAGAACCGAAAACCUUGAAUAGAGUUCUGGAUGCAUUCAUUGGGGAAUAUAUUGAGCCUAGAUGCAUUAAUCCCACAUUUGUAACUGGAUUUCCAGUUGCAAUGUCACCACUAGCAAAGGAUGAUAGAAACAGAAAGGGUAUUACCGAGAGAUUUGAAAUGUUCUUGAAUGGAAAAGAAAUCUGCAAUGCCUACACUGAGCUGAAUAUUCCAGACGUUCAGAGAGAGCGAUUUUUAAUGCAAGCAGCCGAUGCCAAUGCUGGGGAUGAUGAGGCUAUGCCAGCCGAUGAAGAUUUCUGUCAGGCAUUAGAGUUUGCACUUCCACCUACUGGAGGAUGUGGAAUUGGAAUCGAUAGGCUGGUGAUGUAUUUGACCAAUGCAGCCAACAUAAGAGAUGUAAUUCUAUUUCCCACAAUGAAGCCUGAAAAUAAUUAA